AGAUGACCCAUACACUCUACGUUCACGCAGAAAGUAGAUUGUUGAAGGAUGUGAGAUAUAAAUACUUGUUCGUAGUGUUUCGUUGCACGUUUGGUCGUAAACGUAAAUCAGAAGGUCUGAAUGUGAAUAAAAAACCGUCUAAAUUUUUAAAUUGCCAAUCGAUGUUUCGCGUAAGAUUGGAGGGUCAGCAAUACGUUAUAAAAUCUUACAACAUGUCUCACAACCAUCCGUGUACUAGUUCGUGGAUGGUUUGUGAUCCGUUGAGUAGACGAUUGUCAUCAGAAGAAAAAGAAAACUUGAAACCAGUUAUAUUGCACUGUCAGUCGACGGACGAAGUUAUCGAAAGUAUUAAGGAAAGAACAGGUAAGCAGGUGACCGCUGCUGAUGUCAAAAAUAUGAAAGCUGAACUCUCCACUGGUAAGUGUAUAUAAAUAUAUUUCAGGUUGGACUCGGAAGCAGGUAUUGCAGAUGAUGCGACAAAACGGUGAAGUUAGAGAGCAUGCAGAAAAUGGAUGUAUUACGGCGAUAUGCUUCAGCAGUUAUGAUCAGAUACGGCUGUACAAUCAAUAUCCCGAAGUCGUGUGUAUUGAUUCUACUUAUAAAAC
This is a messenger RNA of Schistosoma curassoni, 605 nucleotides long. The record is from the annotation of a GenBank genome assembly. Lineage: Eukaryota; Metazoa; Platyhelminthes; Trematoda; Strigeidida; Schistosomatidae.